AUGACUCGAAACCUUUUCUUUCUACUUUUUUUGUUGGCUGCGAUUUCAGUAAUAAAUGCUAUUCCGCACAAACUCAACAGACGAACUAGUGUCUUUGGACAAUGUCCUUUAAGCCCUGCUUUGCCAACAUUCGACGCAACAAUAGUACCUGAUCCUGUCGUUGGAGGCCAACUCGCUACUUAUAAUAUUUCCGGGACAGCGCAAACUGAUUUUCCCGAUGACGCGGAAAUUAUCAUUCUUAUCAGUGAUGCAUUCGGCCAAGCUCCAUAUGAUUCACCAUUUGGUGGCGACUUUUGCAAUAUUCCUGGAAACCCGCCUUGUCCAAUUAAAGCUGGAACCUCUUUUAAUCGAUUAUUUUCAUCAGUUCAAACUCCGGACGGAAUACCCUCAACUUUUACCGAUACUAUCUUAAUAAUGCAAGCCGAUACAACAACUUCCACUAUUGCCUGCGCAGUAGCUACUGUUGCUUAA
Paraglomus brasilianum is the source of this 471-nucleotide messenger RNA. NCBI's taxonomy places the organism in Eukaryota, Fungi, Glomeromycota, Glomeromycetes, Paraglomerales, Paraglomeraceae. The record is from the annotation of a GenBank genome assembly.